Molecule: messenger RNA, 1626 nt
Organism: Hyaloscypha bicolor E
Lineage: Eukaryota; Fungi; Ascomycota; Leotiomycetes; Helotiales; Hyaloscyphaceae
Exons: 5
Coding region: 309-1544 (411 amino acids)
Source: RefSeq, a predicted model, not a curated record
GCUCGAUUGUCAUUCUCUACUUGUUGUUGAAACUUCGGCGGUCUAAGAGCAUUAACUUUCAACGCUUCAAAGCUUCAAGUGGAAAAAUAAGCAUUACCUCGCACAACGUCCCCACAUGCUGUCAGCCUUGCUGAGCCUGCAUCGUAUCCGCUCAACCUGCCGAAUAUGAGUGCACCGGGACUUUUUGGAGAUUUGUGACAGAAGACGGCCUUGCCUUGGAGCGACGCCUCCUUUACACUUCUACGAGGUCCAGCACCUCAAUGUCGAGGACCGCAACCAGCAUCGUUUAUCCUCAUUCCCACAACACCAUGGCCUAUUUAUUUCGGGCCCCUUGCGAGAUCGAUGGGUGUGACGCCGAUGUUGCGCGCUUGGCAGAUAUGCAGCGUCACGUUAAGGAGCAUCAUAAGAGCCCCUUAGUUUGUCCUGCGGCCAGUUGUAGCUGGCGUGGAGUAAAGCGAAAGGGAAGACUGGAAAGCCAUCUCCUCAAAGCACAUGCAGAUAUCCAUAUGGGAGUUGAGCUUAUUGUUCCCAAUGAUUUUGGAACAAACUCCCCCGAACCAUCCCCCUUCCUUCUUGCACAGGUUGCGCAACCCCAGAGCCCAGUGGCAGGAGCAAUAAUAACCUCCAAGGAUAAGGAUUUUUAUGAAGCCGAAUCAGAAUACUCAAAUCAUGGAGACAGCAGCGAGCCAACUCAGAGCCUAAUUUCAUCGCCGGUGUCCCGUUCUGUCUCUGCCAGAGGAGAUAGGGUCGUCUUAACUGGUCGAGUCUCCAGAUCUGCAGCCGAGUCGAUACCGAGCUCGUCGAACUUGGGUAAAAUCGCUGACCUUUUCUCUGAGCAGGAUAUUAAGCUCCCACCAGUUAGUGACAAACUCCCAUCCUUCGGUGCUGCGCCCCGGGAUUCAGCAUACCCUGCCGAGGAAUGUUUGAGAACACAGAGGGGGCCUCUUCCGAUACUCGAGUCUAUGCGGAUGCUCCGCUCUUGCUUUCGUACACCGGAGGGGGCAAUACCGACACACUGGGAUUCGGGUUCCCACGAACGGACACAAGCUGCUCGAGACUCAAGUCCCCAAGAGAGGCAACCUAGAGGUCAAGAGGAUGUUGAUUUUGACGCUCCUCGAACGCAUAUGACCGAACGAAUGAUACAGGGAGACGGGGGCGAUGGCUUCUCUCUCCCCAGCCUCGUAAACAACAUGGCGGUCUACUCAGAGCUCUUUAAUGGCUCAGAAGAGGAGUUUAUCGGAAAGGUAUUCGAGGAGAAUGCGGAUUUGACCUCGCGAUUCCCAGCUACAUUGACGGACUCCCAGGGCCAGGGCAGCAACAAUAGCAACCAAUCGAACCCAACGCCUCCCAGAUCAUUGCCACAACCAAAAGACGGCUCUCAGGGGACAGGAACGUCAAACAAGAGGAAACGAGGUGAAGACGAUGAGGGAGAAUCGAACCACCCGAAUAAACCACGGAAAUAUGGACGACACGUGGGGUGCGAGCCAUACGAGCAGGAACAUCAGCGAGGUCGGAGCAGUGUGUCAAAAAAUAAUCAAAGCUAAUUAAUUAUAAUUAAUUAGCUUUGAUUAUAAUUAAGUAUGAUUUGAUUAGCUUGAUUUUGACUUGAUUUGAUUAGGAUUAGGA